This is a messenger RNA of Klebsormidium nitens, 1698 nucleotides long. Lineage: Eukaryota; Viridiplantae; Streptophyta; Klebsormidiophyceae; Klebsormidiales; Klebsormidiaceae. The record is from the annotation of a GenBank genome assembly.
AUUUAAAUAGGUCAUCGGGGUUGAACAGGUGAUUGCUAAAGCGCUGGCAGGUCAGGUGCUGAUGCGCUGCAUUACAAAAUUGUUUUCGAACAACGAGUAGGACGAGUAGGGAUAGUGAAGCUCCAGAUGGAAGGGGGAAAGUUCUGAGACAGGGUUGACUGUGCUAUGUUUACCGAGCACUGCAGAGUUGCCAACCAGGCGCUUCAACUUCGUUUGUCCAUCAGGGGCGCAGCAUUCUGGAAAGGGGCAGGAUUCGACUCUCUGGCUCCAAUUGGCGUUUCCUUUUGUAAUCAUAUCUGUGUGAACAACUACUGCACACCAAUCAUUCUAGCGGGGCUUUCUCCACUUCAAUCUUAGUCCUUGACCAGAAGUGAUGAGGGGGCUGCACAGGUCAACGCAAUCUUGUCUAACAAGACCAUCAGUUCAUGUCCUGGUUGAAGAUGCAUUCCUGAGCUCAGCAACAACGUCAGCGAGGUGCCUUUUUGCCCAACUGCAAAACCACCGCAACAGUCUCAGCAUAAAAGGACUCCUGAAGAAGGAGCAAGUGCAGCGGUGCACCAGAGCUGGAAGCGGUGGCCUUCGCAGGGCAGACUACAUGGCGGCAGGAUCGCCUGUUCUAACCAACAUCUUGCCCGCCCAAGAUGACCACAUUGAAGCAGCGUCGAAAGCACUCAAGGAGGGCCUAGUUGUAGCUGUCCCAACGGAUACUCUGUAUGGGCUGGCGGCUGAUGCUGGGUCCGCAUCUGCUAUUCGACGCCUAUACGAGAUCAAGGCGCGGCAGGCCAGCAACCCCAUUGCUAUCUGUGUAGCAGACAUUCCGGAUGUUCAGCGCUAUGCCAGUACGGACCACCUGCCGACGGGGCUGCUGGAAGCCCUCCUUCCAGGCCCAGUUACUCUGGUGCUUAACCGACUUUCGGGCGGCCCCCUUUCGGACGACCUCAACCCCGGCGUCCCCGGCAUCGGUGUCCGAAUACCGGACGCCCACUUCAUCCGCAGUCUCGCCCGGCACUUUGGAGGAGCGCUGGCGCUGACGAGUGCCAACGUCAGCAACGCAACGAGCACGGUCGCGGUGGACGAGUUCCGAGAGCUGUGGCCCGCGUGCGCGCAUGUGUUUGACGGCGGUCGCCUCCAGGGCAGUAGAGAGGGCUCCACGGUAGUCGAUCUCACGAAGCCGGGUGGUUACCGGAUACUUCGGCCUGGCAGUGCUUUCAAGUCCACAACGGCAGUUCUGCAAGAGAAGCACGGCCUUCACGACUCAGCAUGAAGCGAAACCUACGGAAGUAAGCAUACAAGGGUGAGAUGCUUUUGCACUAAGUCAAAUGCUGAGAUUGAGACAUAGAUAUAGGAGUCGCAUAUAUCUGUCUCGCACAAGCAUUGGAUGCCUUUAUUGAACUAUACCAUGACGCUCUGUGGCUAGCUGCUGGCAAAGGUGGUUCUCUGGAGCAUCAUUUACAAAUAGACUUGUUCACAUUGCAGCUCUUUUCGUACACAAGCUGGGGAACUUAGUAGUCUAGUCGUCUGAGAUAGGUCCUGAAUUCACCUGUAAAUUGUGACGGGGCAAAGUAAUGCACGAUGAUGGUUAUGGUAACCACGUGUGUAUACACGUGUAAAGUAGCAUGUAUAGUACAUGCCGACGGUGACUGGAUACGUGGAUUGCUGGCCACGCACACAAGAGCUCUGACAUGCAGCUUUGCUCAG